This is a messenger RNA of Entamoeba dispar SAW760, 2166 nucleotides long. Its product is annotated as protein transport protein SEC23, putative. Gene Ontology annotation, cellular component: endoplasmic reticulum exit site; COPII vesicle coat. The transcript has a single exon. Bases 1 to 2166 code for a protein of 721 amino acids. Lineage: Eukaryota; Evosea; Mastigamoebida; Endamoebidae. The record is from RefSeq and is a predicted model, not a curated record. Gene Ontology annotation, molecular function: GTPase activator activity; zinc ion binding. Gene Ontology annotation, biological process: COPII-coated vesicle cargo loading; endoplasmic reticulum to Golgi vesicle-mediated transport; intracellular protein transport.
AUGAAUAUUGAUGAAGUCGAACAAAGAGAUGGAAUCCGUUUUACUUGGAAUACAUGGAUAAGUACUAGCCAAGAAGCUCGAAAGAAUCUUCAUAUUCCUAUUGGUUGUUUAUAUUCACCAUUAUUACCAAAACCUUUAAUUGCAGAUAGAGCUCCUAUUAAAUGUAGUCAUUGUGGAGCUAUUAUUAAUCCUUAUUGCUCUGUUGACUACAACAGUAAUUUAUGGACUUGCUGUUUCUGUUUAACAAGAAAUCAACUUCAAUAUCAAAAUCUUCCAGAACUUCAAGUCACUACAUUUGAAUAUAGAGAUGUACAAGAAAAUAUUAGAUAUAUUCCUACUUAUAUAUUUGUUAUUGAUAUUACUUGUACUGAACUUGAACUUGAAGAAUUAAAAACUAAUUUAACUACAAUUAUUUCACUUCUUCCACCAACAACUAGAAUUGGAUUAAUCACAUUUGGUCAAUGUAUCACUGUACAUAAUUUAAUGUGUGAAAGUGAUUGUCUUAUUUCUGUUGCUUUUGCUAAUAAAGUUACUACACCAAUUGCUGUACAAUGUGGAUUAUUACUUUCUCCAAAUUCUAAUCAAUACAUUGUCCCUAUAGAAGAAUGUGAACUUACUUUUAUGUCAGUUAUUGAAUCUCUUCAAGUUGAUGGAUUUGAUGUACCUCAAACUGAAAGACCAAAAAGAGCUACAGGUGCUGCUCUUGAUAUUGCACAAAAUAUGUUAAAGGCUGUUAAUAUGUCAGGUCAUAUUAUUGCUUUUAUUGCUGGGCCAUGCACAGCAGGACCAGGAAAAGUUAUUGGAACAUCACUUAAUGAAACAUUAAGAUGUCAUCAAGAUAUUGUUAAUGAAAACACUCCUUAUGUGGCUAAUGCUAAACAAUUCUAUGAUAGUGUUGCUGAUAAACUUAUUCAAAAUGAAUCAGCAUGUACUAUUCUUGCUUGUUCUAUGGAUCAAACAGGACUAAUGGAAAUGAGAAAGUUGUAUGAAGGAACUGGAGGAAUUGCUUAUUAUUUUGAAGAUUAUACUCAUGAAGCUUUAAGAGAAACUUUAUUACGUUUAUUUGAUGGUCAAGUAUGGAAAAGUAAUGUUUCUAUUGAAGUACAAACUUGUAAGGAAAUGAAAGUUUGUGGUGCAUUAGGUCCAUUAACUUCAGGAAAUAAGAAGACUAGUUCAGUAUCACCAACUUCAGUAGCUAUUGGGGGAACUUCAUUAUGGAAAGCAUCUGCUGCAUUAAAGAAUACAUCUUAUGCCUUUAUAUUCGACGUAACAAAUCCACAAACUAAUCCUAAAAGAAUGAAUGAAGUAGGAUUUAUUCAGUUUAUUACAACUUAUUAUGAUGAAUUAGGUAGAAAAUGUAUACGAGCUACUACUAGUUCUAGAAUGUGGACAAACCCAUCUCAAGAAGGAUUUGAAAAAUUAGCUGCAGGAUUUGAUCAGGAAGCUGCUACUACUUUAAUGGCUCGUUAUGCUGCUUAUAAAGCAGAAACUGAAGACUCAAGAGAGGCUAUUAGAUGGCUUGAUAGAAGUUUAAUUAAAAUGUGUCAACGAUUUGGUGACUUCAGAAAAGAUGAUCCAAAUUCAUUUAAAUUAUCACCAAAUUUCUCUAUUUAUCCACAAUUUAUGUUCCAUCUUAGAAGAAGUCAUUUCUUAAAAGUUUUCAAUUGUACUCCUGACGAAACUUCAGUAUUUAGAGCAACUUUAAAUAGGGAAACAGUUAACAAUACAUUAACUAUGAUCCAGCCAACAUUAGACAGUUAUAAAUAUGGUCAACAACCAGUACCUGUAUUGUUAUCUCUUCAAUCAAUCAAACCUGAUGAAAUUCUUUUAUUAGAUACAUAUUUCUAUCUUGUUGUCUUUAGAGGUAAUGCUGUAGCAGAAUGGAUGAAACAAAAAUUAGAAGAAAAACCAGAAUACGCUGGGUUAAAAGAUUAUUAUGCUUUACCAGAAGAAGAUGCAAAAGAGUUAUCUAAAACAAGAAUUCCUGCUCCAAGAAUUUAUGUUUGUAACCAAUAUUCUGGAAAUCAAAGAUUCUUAAUGACUAUUCUCGAUCCUGCUGUAGCUCCAGGACAAAAUAAAAAUGACCUCGUCUUUACUGAAGACGUUAGUCUUGAUACUUUCUUAAGUCAUCUUAGACAACUUGCAGUAAAAGAUACUUUGAAUUAA